UGCAGACGCUGCCGUUGCUAUGGGAACCAGUUGUUUACAAAUAUCACAGGCCGAGUGCUUGUGUGGCAGAGCGGAGAUUGCAUCUGAGUGUUAUUGUGCUACUUUCUUGUAUUUUUUGAAGGCGUGACUGAACUUUCCAUUCUGCACCGAGAAUACAUGUGUUUCUGCAUGUACUAGUAUGUUAAUUAAUAAAGUGAGAUGACGAUGCUGACAGUGGUAAACCGAACCAUGUGUCAAGGAAGAUUUCCCUUGGAGGUCAGAGCUGGUGUCUAAAUCUUAAAGAAAAAUGGUUGAUGAGAAUGAACAGAUACAUCCAACUGAAUUGACAAAGAUUCAAACUGUCCAUAACCUCUAGAAAAUGAAGUAGCGAUGAGUUUCCUGAUAACGGAGAUAGCAACGCGCGAAGCACAAGAAGCGCAGACGAGCCUUUAGACCUACCCCGCACGGCUUCCUUAGAUACCAUGACAUAGAUUCCCCGCGGAUAUCGGACAGGAACAGAAGACGUAACCCGCUCAUUCCGGGUAUCCGCAGCACCCGCAUCCUCGCCACCAUGCCACACACGCCAAGAAAAGCUCUCAAGGUUACCACAGAGAUUGACGUCCAUGCGGUGUCAUGCCCAGGGGUGUGGCUGCCCGGGCGGGGGCGCUGCUCGCUCUCCGUGUGCCUCCUUGGCUUCCACACGCGGACCAACAAGCUGCCGCCGGUCUUCCCGCUCCUCUACCACGAGAAGUUCAAGUUCGAAAGGACGUUCGUGGGCGUGACCAACCUGAGCGUGCUGGAGCGCGUGCUGGAGAGCGAGACGGUGUACCUGGAGCUGGUGCAGGAGGAGACGUCGGGGGAGUCGGUGCUGGCGGUGUUCGAGUCGUCGGUGCGCGACCUCCUGUUCCCGAGGCCGGCGGAGAGGCUGUCGUACUCGGGGGUCGACCUCGACCUGCUCAUGGAACCCACCAGGGACUUCCCGGGAAUCAUUUCGCCCAAGAUCGAGGUGUCGACGAGGACGAGCGUGAGCGAGACCCGGACUCCCCUUCACCAGUGCGAGCAAGACACCGUCAGCUUCGGACACGCGCAGAACCGGGCGACGAAGGCGGUGUUCCGACCGAAGUCUCCUGACGAAGGGAGAAAGGGCGAGGGCGGCGGAUCGAGCGAGGGCGGCGGCGGCAGCAAGCAGUAUGCUCUUUAUAUCCCAAGGAAAUCCAGUCGUAGGAUACACUUUUCAUGCGAGAGCAGCAGGGCCUCCGGGAGACGAGACGAGGGCCCGAGACCCCGCUUCGUGUACCGUCGCCCCGAUGACGAUCUCCUCUCCCGCAUCCCUUCGUCGCCCACCAGGAACAACAAGUACCUUGGUAUCCGCAGUCGGUACCUGUCUCGGAGCACCGGCAACCUUAGCGACCUUCCCCGCACCGCUCUGCCCAGCAGAUACGGCAGCCGCCAAGGGAGGACGGAUUCAGGAGGCCUGGCGAGGACGUCGAGCGAGACGGAAGGAGGCGGGGGAGGCUACACGCACCCGAGGAGGAGGGCCAAGGACGACCUCGGCCACGACGCGCACGUGACCCUCGUCGAGCCAGAGCGCUGUCCCCACUGCGACGGCGAGCACGGGGCUGAGUCCUGCACCACCUGCCGCACCUACCACCGCUACUUCCCCCGGCCGUCACGCCCUCGCGCCCACGCCCACGCAUACCACACCAACAACCCGCAGGCCGCCCUCAAGGUGCUGCGCCAGCCCGGCCGCCGAGACCUGCGUCCGAGGAAGCGCUACCUGGCCGAGAUCGAUGGCGCCCUGCAUGGAGAGGCCCACCGGCACCCCCGCCGAGCGCGGUCCCUCUCGCCGCAGCGCCGCCCCACGUCGGCUCCUCCAGACCGCCUCGACCUCGCCUCCAGCAGGUCACGCAAGGACGACGACGACGACGACCCCUCGGCGGACGAGGACGAGCACGAGUCCAGGUCGCAUUCCCGGUCCAAUUCCCGGUCGCCGUCCCCGCCCGCCAGCCACGCCUCGGCGCCGGCGACCAUGACGCGGCGGAGACAGCGCUCCUACAGACGGCCUCUCACCCCGAGCUUCCGGCGGCGCCACGAGGACUCCGACGACGAACUCUAUGACGAUCUCUACAUCCCCAGGAGGUACUACCACCACCACUACCCCUGGGAGGACUGUCCCCUGUGCUACCCGGACUACCCUUAUCUCCCACGAUACCCACAUCUUGCUCGGUACUACCAUGCCCACGCCCUCCGCCACUCCCACCGCUAG
Penaeus indicus is the source of this 2245-nucleotide messenger RNA. RefSeq lists its product as uncharacterized. The record is from RefSeq and is a predicted model, not a curated record. The transcript has 14 exons. NCBI's taxonomy places the organism in Eukaryota, Metazoa, Arthropoda, Malacostraca, Decapoda, Penaeidae. Gene Ontology annotation, molecular function: myosin light chain binding. The coding region runs from base 551 to 2245 and encodes 564 amino acids. Gene Ontology annotation, biological process: spermatogenesis.